Fusarium proliferatum ET1 is the source of this 345-nucleotide messenger RNA. RefSeq lists its product as uncharacterized. The transcript has a single exon. The record is from RefSeq and is a predicted model, not a curated record. NCBI's taxonomy places the organism in Eukaryota, Fungi, Ascomycota, Sordariomycetes, Hypocreales, Nectriaceae. The coding region runs from base 1 to 345 and encodes 114 amino acids.
AUGUCUCAACCAACUUCCAUCACCGGGCCUACGUAUACUCACACAAUAUGGCGCAAAAGGGAAAAGAAACUAAGCAUAACGCAGAAACUCGUCGGCAUAGUCACAACCAACCCAGAGGAGAAACUUAACAAGUUCACUAUACAGCAUAAGAUAUACUGGAGCAGCCAAUGGGAUAACAAGCUGCGAUUAACGGUGCCACUAGGUGACAAGAGUCCAGAAGAGACACUUGCAAACCUUGGAGCUUUGAUGAAAGAUGAAGGAAUGGAUCAGUACUGGGAGUAUGUGACGCAGUUCCAUACUGACGAUCCGUGCAAAGUCGAUCCAAGGGUGGAUAAGAUCAAGUAG